Molecule: messenger RNA, 14963 nt
Organism: Electrophorus electricus (electric eel)
Lineage: Eukaryota; Metazoa; Chordata; Actinopteri; Gymnotiformes; Gymnotidae
Source: RefSeq, a predicted model, not a curated record
UAGGUAGCCGCGCACGACUGCGGCGGUGAAACUCUGAACUUCACCAGCACAUUCGCGUUUCUGCUGGGCCUGUUCGGGGAAUGAUUCAGCUAGAUAUGCGUUUCUCGGUUAGCUAACCAGCCAGCAGACCCACCGACCGACCAACCGAUCCACCGACCGAUUACCGACUGACCACCGACCGACCUACGAGACAAACGCGUGUCGGAAGCCGUGUGUACCAGCAUCUUCUAGCGCUUUCACAUUUACGAAGGAUGACUUAGAACAACGCGACGUUUUUAAUUCGCGGAGUAUUACAUGUGAAAAAUGCCGUUAAGUUGGAGUUGCAAAAUAAAUCGAACAGAGUGUAGAAACUAGUAACCAUGAAGGUUGACAGAAGCAAGUUAAAGAAAACCCCCACCGAAGCGCCUGCUGACUGCAGGACGCUCAUAGAGAAGCUGAAGGCAUGCAGCGAUGAGCAGCUCUUGCUGGAGCUCCAGCAGAUCAAGACGUGGAACAUCGGCAAGUGUGAGCUCUACCACUGGGUAGACCUCUUGGACCUUGAUGGAAUUCUCUGCGACGCGGGACAGACGGUGGAGACAUGCUGGAUGCUGGUCUGUGACCGGCCAGACAGGCAGCUCAAAGCUUUGUUGCUGGCCGUGCUCAACUUCACGGCCCUGUUGAUAGAGUAUAGCUUCUCCCGCCACCUGUACAGCUCCAUAGAGCACUUGACUACCCUUCUAGCAUCAUGCGACAUGCAGGUUGUGCUGUCCGUGCUGAACCUCCUGUAUGUGUUCAGCAAGCGCUCCAACUACAUCACCAGAUUGGGCUCGGACAAGCGGAGUCCUCUGCUCGCCCGCCUGCAGCACCUGGCUGAGAGCUGGGGAGGGAAGGAAAAUGGCUUUGGCCUGGCUGAAUGCUGCAGAGACCUGCCCAUGACAAAGUACCCACCUAGUGCCACCACUCUGCACUUUGAGUUUUAUGCUGAGCCUAACUCUGAGGUCAAAGUGGAGAAGAAGUCCAGCAGCAACACGCUGCACUACAUCCACAUUGAACAGCUUGAUAAGAUCUCAGAGAGCCCGUCCGAGAUCAUGGAGUCGCUGACGGUCAUGUACAGCAUCCCGAAAGACAAGCAGACUCUGCUGUUCACACACAUCCGCCUCGCACAUGGCUUUUCCAACCACAAGAAGAGACUGCAGGCUGUGCAGGCCAGACUGCAUGCUAUCUCCAUUCUGGUCUACUCAAAUGCCCUCCAAGAGUCAGCCAACAGUAUACUCUACAAUGGCCUGAUCGAGGAGCUGGUCGAUGUGCUGCAGAUUACAGAUAAACAGCUGGUGGACAUAAAGGCAGCCUCUUUGCGCACUUUGACCUCUAUAGUCCACUUAGAGCGAACUCCCAAACUCUCCAACAUCAUCGAUUGCACCGGCACAGCUUCCUACCACGGCUUCUUGCCUGUGCUCGUCCGCAAUUGCAUACAAGCCAUGAUCGACCCGCUGAUGGAGCCGUACCCACACCAGUUUGCCACAGCCCUCUUUUCCUUCCUCUACCACCUGGCCAGUUACGACGCGGGCGGGGAGGCCUUGGUCUCUUGUGGGAUGAUGGAGGCCUUGUUAAAGGUGAUCAAGUUUCUGGGGGACGAGCAGGACCAGAUUACCUUUGUGACCCGUGCCGUGCGUGUCGUGGACCUCAUCACCAAUCUGGACAUGGCUGCCUUCCAGUCCCACAGCGGACUUUCCAUCUUUAUCUGCAGGUUGGAGCACGAGGUGGACCUGUCCAGGAAAGAGUGUCCUUUUGUCAUCAAGCCAAAGAUCCAGAGACCCAGCACAGCUGCUGAAACUGAGGACAUGGACACGGACAUGGACAUGUCUGAGGUUGCCAUGGAGAGCAGCCCAGGGCCGUCGACCUCCGCGGGCUCUAGAACAGAGACAGACCUUCGUGCUCAGAGCAGCAGCAGCAUAGUUGGUGCACCCAGAGCAGGCGUGCAAUGCAUCCCUCAGAGAGCAGCUCUGCUGAAAUCCAUGUUAAACUUCUUGAAGAAAGCCAUUCAGGACCCCGCCUUUUCAGACGGCAUUCGCCAUGUGAUGGACGGCUCCCUGCCUACUUCUCUGAAACACAUCAUCAGUAACGCCGAGUAUUAUGGACCUUCACUUUUCCUUCUGGCGACGGAGGUGGUGACGGUCUUUGUUUUCCAGGAGCCAUCUCUCCUUUCCUCUCUGCAGGACAAUGGCCUCACAGAUGUCAUGCUACAUGCACUGCUCAUCAAAGACGUCCCUGCCACCCGAGAGGUGCUGGGUUCCCUGCCCAACGUCUUCAGCGCACUGUGCCUAAACGCGCGUGGCCUGCACUCGUUUGUCCAGUGCCAGCCCUUCGAGCGCCUCUUCAAGGUGCUGCUGUCACCCGAUUACCUGCCAGCCAUGCGCCGCAGGCGUAGUUCCGACCCUCUGGGGGAUACUGCUUCCAACUUGGGCAGUGCUGUGGAUGAACUCAUGAGACACCAACCCACACUGAAGACAGACGCAACAACGGCCAUCAUUAAGUUGUUGGAGGAAAUCUGUAACUUGGGCAGAGCUCCUGAGUACAUCUGCCAGAAACCUUCCAUCCAGAAAGCAGAUGGAACCGUUACGGUGCCACCGGCUCGCUCCAACCACGCAGCAGAGGAGGCGUCCAGUGAGGAUGAGGAAGAAGAGGAGGCCCUGCACACUUUUAGCCAACAACAGGGGGAGCCAGAGAGCAGCAGGCAAGUGGUUGGCACAGAAGAGCGGAUUCCCAUUCCUCUUAUGGAUUACAUUCUCAAUGUGAUGAAGUUUGUGGAGUCCAUUUUGAGCAACAACACGACAGACGACCACUGUCAGGAGUUUGUGAAUCAGAAAGGCCUCCUACCCCUGGUGUCGAUCCUCGGGCUUCCCAACCUGCCCAUAGAUUUCCCCACAUCUGCUGCCUGCCAGGCUGUUGCUGGCGUGUGCAAAUCCAUAUUGACUCUGUCCCAUGAGCCCAAAGUCCUGCAGGAGGGCCUGUGCCAGCUGGACAGCAUUCUGUCGGCUCUAGAGCCGCUCCACCGGCCAAUCGAGGAGCCGGGUGGCUCGGUUCUCCUGAGGGAACUGGCCAACGCCGGCCAUGUCACUGACGCCACGCUGUCGGCGCGGGCCACGCCUCUCCUGCAUGCGCUCACCGCCGCGCAUGCCUACAUCCUGAUGUUCGUCCACACGUGCAGAGUGGGACAGAGUGAGAUACGUGCCAUCUCUGUAAACCAGUGGGGCUCCCAGCUGGGUCUGAGCGUGCUCAAUAAACUCAGUCAGCUCUACUGCUCCCUUGUGUGGGAGAGCACCGUGCUGCUGUCCCUCUGCACGCCCAACAGUCUUCCUCCUGGUUGUGAGUUUGGUCAGGCUGACAUGCAGAAACUGGUGCCUAAGGAAGAAAAACCACCCAGCGGCGCUGCGACCAGCGGAGGCCGGAGAACCGCAGAGGCGGAGUCUCUGUCUGUGGGCGUUGACCCCUCUGCGCAGGGGCUGCUUGAAGGCAUGGGGCUGGAUGGUGACUCCCUUGCUCCCAUGGAGACGGAUGAGCCCACGACCGCUGACCCCAAGGCCAAGUCCAAACUCACUCCAGCCAUGGCGACGCGCAUCAAGCAGAUCAACCCACUAGCUCAGGCGUCCUCUCGUCUGGGCAGGGCUCUGGCAGAGCUGUUUGGCCUGCUGGUGAAGCUGUGUGUGGGCUCGCCCGUCCGCCAGCGGCGCUCCCACCACACCACCAGCACGGGCACGGCCCCCACGCCAGCUGCCCGUGCUACCGCCUCAUCCCUCACCAAACUGCUGACCAAGGGCCUGAGCUGGCAGCCGCCCCCAUACACGCCAACACCGCGCUUCAGGCUAACGUUCUUCAUCUGCUCUGUGGGCUUCACCUCGCCUAUGCUGUUUGACGAGAGGAAGUACCCCUACCAUCUCAUGCUGCAGAAGUUCUUCUGUUCUGGAGGCCACGAUGCCCUGUUUGAGACGUUUAACUGGGCCCUGUCCAUGGGAGGGAAGGUGCCCGUGUCUGAGGGGCUCGAGCACACUGAGCUGCCCGACGGCACCGGCGAGUUCCUGGACGCCUGGCUGAUGCUGGUGGAGAAGAUGGUGAACCCCAGCACUGUGCUGGACUCCCCUCAUUCACUGCCUGCCAAGAUGCCCGGGGCGACCUCCGCUACCCCGCAGUUCAGCGCCCUGCGAUUCCUCAUCGUCACCCAGAAGGCUGCCUUUAGCUGCAUUCGCAGCCUGUGGAACCGUAAGCCCCUGAAGGUGUACGGCGGGCGCAUGGCUGAGUCCAUGCUCGCCAUCCUCUGCCACAUCCUGCGCGGAGAGCCCGUCAUCCAGGAGCGUCUGGCCAAGGAGAGAGAGGGCUCGGUUCGCUCGGAGGAGGACACCGGCUCCUCGGGGCCUCCAGGAGCUAGCGGCACUCCAGGAGCUGCCGGAGCACUGGGAGAAGGCACCUCUGCUGCCGGAGUGGCUGGUGCUGGCACUACUGCUGGCACUGCAGAGGAGGGCAGCAACUCCACGCCCCGGAGGGAGCCACAGGUCAACCAGGCUCAGCUCACGCAGCUGAUGGAUAUGGGCUUCACCAGAGAGCAUGCUAUGGAGGCUCUGCUGAACACCACCACCAUGGAGCAGGCCACUGAGUACCUGCUCACCCACCCACCACCUCUGCUCAGCACUCAGCACCUCAGGGAAAUCACUAUGUCUGAAGAGGACCAGAUGAUGAGGGCCAUCGCCAUGUCUCUGGGUCAGGAAGUCAGCAUGGAGCAGCGCUCAGACUCCCCUGAGGAGGCUGCACGCAGGCGUGAGGAAGAGGAGAGGAGAGCGCGGGAGCGAGCUGAGGAAGAGGAGGCUCGCUGUCUGGAGCGCUUCCUGGAGGCCGAGCCCCUGGACAGCUCUGAGCUGCACGCCUUCACCGACACCAUGCUGCCGGGCUGCUUCCACCUGCUGGACGAGCUGCCGGACACCGUCUACCGCCUCUGUGACCUGCUCAUGACCGCCAUCAAGAGGAACGGCCCCGAAUACCGAGACCUCAUUCUCCGCCAGGUCGUCAACCAGGUGUGGGACGCUGCUGAUGUACUGAUAAAGGCUGCUGUACCACUCACCACCAGUGACACGAAGACCGUGUCCGAGUGGACCAGACAGAUGGCCACCCUGCCUCAAGCCUCCAGCUUGGCCACCCGUAUUCUGCUCCUCACGCUGCUCUUCGAGGAGCUGAAGCUGUCGUGCGCGCGGAUCGUAGAGAGCAGCGGGGUCUUGAGUGUGCUCAUCAAGCUUCUGGAGGUGGUUCAGCCCUGCCUGCAGGCUGCCAAGGAGCAAAAAGACAUCCAGACACCCAAAUGGAUCACUCCAGUACUCCUGCUCAUCGACUUUUAUGAGAAAAUGGCUGUUUCCUCCAAGCGAAGAGCACAGAUGAACAAGUACCUGCAGCCCAACGGGAAUAACUGGCGGUGGUUCGAUGACCGAUCGGGCCGCUGGUGCAGCUACAGCGCCAGCAAUAACAGCACCAUUGACUCGGCCUGGAGGGCUGGCGAGACGAGUGUGCGCUUCACUGCCGGCCGCAGGAGAUACACGGUCCAGUUCAACACCAUGGUGCAGGUAAAUGAGGAGACGGGCAACAGGCGGCCUGUGAUGCUCACCGUGCAGCGGGGGCCCCGUGCCCCCAAGCCCUCCAAACUGGGCAGCACAGCUGACUCUGAGCGAGAGGAGGGAGAGCGCGAGCAGAGAGCCAAGACGGAGGAGACCCAGACUGACACUGACUCCACGUCUGUUGCAGUGGAGAUGGCUCCUCCAAAAGAGGAGGCAGAACAGAAGGAGUCUUCCUCGUCCGGGCCACCCCUCCUUCAGGACUCGUCGCCGGUCUCCGUGGGCAUUGUGGUGCAGGGCCUGUCGGAGGACAUGACCACGGUCCUGAUCCGGGCGUGUGUCAGCAUGAUCAGUGUUCCUGUGGACCCGGACACGCUGCACGCCACGCUGCGCUUGUGCCUGCGGCUCACGCGCACGCACCACUACGCCAUGAUGUUCGCCGAGCUGAAGAGCACGCGCAUGAUCCUGGGCUUGACGCAGAGCUCCGGCUUCAACGGCUUCACACCACUCGUCACGCUGCUCUUCCGCCACAUCAUCGAGGACCCUGCCACGCUGCGCCACACCAUGGAGAAGGUGGUGCGCUCUGCUGUGACCAGCGGAGCAGGCAGCACGACUUCGGGCGUGGUCUCGGGCAGUCUGGGCUCGCGGGAGAUCAACUACAUCCUGCGUGUGCUGGGACCGGCUGCCUGCCGCCACCCAGAGGUCUUCACCGAGACGGCCAACAGCUGCGUGCGCAUCGCCUUGCCUGCCCCGCGAGGGGCUGGAACAGCGUCAGACGAUGAAUUUGAGAACUUCAGGAUUAAGGGUCCCAAUGCAGUGCAGUUGGUGAAGACCACGCCCCUGAAGCUGUCUCCACUGCCCCCUAUCCCAGACACCAUUAAAGAGGUUCUCUAUGACAUGCUGAACGCCCUAGCAGCAUACCACGCUCCCGAGGAAGCUGAGAGAGGAGAGGAGCGACUGGUCACAGUGCCUGGCAGUCAGGAUCUGUGUCAGAUCCUGCAGGAUGUUGGAGAUGACGUCUACCAGCAGUACAGACUCACACGGCAGGGAAGCGACUUUGACUCGCAAUCCGCCUUCCACAUAAACACUCAGGUGUUCGCUGCAGAUGGUGCUGUUGCAGAGUCCUCCCAGUCUGGAACACCUCAGGGAGAGGCCUCUACUCCUGAGGAGAUGCGGGAGGAGAAGAAGGAACAGGAGGGUGAGCGGGGCGCCUCCUCGGAGGAGAGCCGGGCGGCUAAGGCCAAGGCCAGCAAACCCCUGAUGCCCACCUCCACUAUCCUGCGGCUGCUGGCGGAGCUGGUGCGCUCCUACGUGGGCAUCGCCACAUUAAUCGCCUCCUACAGCUACACGGCCGGCCAGUCGGAGCUGAUUAAGGAGGACUGCAGUGUGCUUGCCUUUGUCCUGGACCACCUUCUUCCCCACACUCAGAACUCUGAGGACAAGGACACGCCUGCACUGGCACGCCUCUUCCUCGCCAGCCUGGCAGCAGCUGGCACUGGCACCGAUGCCCAGGUAGCCCUGGUCAAUGAGGUGAAGGCCGCCCUGAGCCGGGCGCUGGCAAUGGCAGAGGGCACAGAGAAACAUGCUCGGCUGCAGGCAGUGAUGUGCAUCAUCAGCACCAUAAUGGAGUCGUGCCCCUCCACCUCCAGCUUCUACAGCACAGCCACAGCCAAGACACAGCACAACGGCAUGAACAACAUCAUCCGCCUCUUCCUCAAGAAGGGCCUGGUCAAUGACCUCGCUCGUGUGCCGCACAGCCUGGACCUGUCCAGUCCCAACAUGGCCAACACGGUGAAUGCUGCCCUCAAGCCUCUGGAGACACUUUCGCGCAUCGUGAACCAGCCCAGCAGCUUGUUUGGAGGCAAGGGAGGCUCGAGCAAGAACAAGACUGAGCAUGAUGCUGUGGGCACGGCCCGGGACAGCAACAGCAACACGCAGGACCAAGGAGAGGCAGGUGAGGCCGAACCUGUGGAGAACCGCCACCGGGGCCAAGGCACCGAUGGGGACCUGAUGGAUGGCGAGGCCGAGGGGGACACUGUUGUCAUCGCCGGCCAGCCGGAGGUGCUCAGCACGCAAGCCAUGCAGGUGGAGAAUGAGUUGGUGGAUUUGAUAGAUGAGCUUUUAGAACAAGAUGCGGGAACGGUCAAUAGUACCAUCAUCGUCGGCCGCUCUGGAGAGGAUGAGUCUCAGGAGGACGUGUUGAUGGACGAAGCUCCUUCCAAUAUGAGCCAGGCCUCCACUUUGCAGGCCAACCGAGAAGACUCCAUGAACAUCCUGGAGCCCGAGGAUGAGGAGCACACGCAGGAAGAAGACUCCAGUGGCAGCAAUGAAGAUGAGGACAGUCAGGACGAGGAAGAGGAAGAGGAGGAGGAGGAGGAGGAAGAUCAGGAUGACGAAGAGGGAGAUGAGGAUGAUGAUGACGAAGGCUCGGAGAUGGAACUGGAUGAAGAUUUUCCUGACAUUAAUGCGGCCCCUCACAUACGAUUUGAGAGAUUUGACAGAGAUGAUGACCUGAUCAUCGAGUUUGACAACAUGUUCUCUAAUUCAGCUGACAUCCCUCCAUCCCCAGGCAACAUCCCCAGCUCCCACCCUCUGAUGGUGCGCCAUGCUGACCACGGCUCCCUCACGCUGGGAGCGGCAGGCACCAGCAGCCGCCUGGCGCAGGGCAUGGGCCGCAGCCAGCGCACCCUCCGCCAGCUCACUGCCAACACCGGCCACACCAUCCACGUGCACUACCCUGGCAACCGCCAGCCUAACCCUCCGCUCAUACUGCAGAGGUUGCUGGGCCCCAGUGCAGCUGCUGACAUCCUCCAGCUGUCCAGCUCGCUGCCCCUGCAGUCCCGUGGGCGUGCCCGUCUGCUGGUGGGCAACGAGGACGUGCACAUCAUCGCCCGGUCCGACGAUGAGCUGCUUGACGACUUCUUCCAUGAGCAGAGCAGCACUGCGGGGCAGGCCGGCACCCUUUCAAGUAUUCCCACAGCCUUAACCAGAUGGACAGAUGAGUGUAAGGUGCUGGAUGCGGAGAGCAUGCACGACUGCGUGGCAGUGGUUAAGGUGCCCAUCCUGCAGCAUUUGGAGAGCCUGCGUGACGAGGAGCUGGAAGAGCGCAGGGAGAAGAGGAGGAGGCAGCUGGCGGAGGAGGAAGAGGCCAAGCAGAACGAGAGGAGCACCUCGGCUGGAGAGGAGAGCAGAGAGCAGACUCUGCAGGGCACUGCAAUAGGCACCGUCAACGGAGCUGCAGACAGUGCAGCAGAAGGCGAGCAGGUGCAGGGUGGGGUGUCGUCCUGUCUCGACCCACCCCGCACGUCUGAUGGCUUUCUAACGGCGCCUCCUUCAGGAGAGGUUACUCCCACUGCCCCGCACGAACAGGCCCUCGUCUCGCUGGAGACGGCCAUCAGUCAGCAAGUGCAUCAGCCAAUUGCAGAGCUGCUUCUGGCUGACUCGCAUGCUGAUUCGCUUGGGGCGCUUGCGGGUGCGGUACCCCAGCUCUCGGCUCCUGACAGACCCAAUUGUGAAGUAGAAGCCUCCCAGAUGGAGAUGUCUCCUGCUCCCACUGUUGGUGAGAGAGGUGGAGGAGGAGCUUUGGAUGCAGUCAGGGAAGCCUCUCUCAGCCCAGAUAUAGCAGAGAGCUCUGAGCCUGUGCCAGUGGGUGUGUCGCAACUUGAGGGCUCACCCAUGGAUACCAGCAGCCCCGCUUCUGCAACCCAGGAGGAGUCUGCCCCCAACUCGGCCCAGCCAAAUCACAUGUCUCAGGAGUUGUCGGGAAGUGGGGACAGUGGGCUCACCGACAGGCAGACAGAUGCUGAUACAGGUUCCACAUCCGUGUCCUCCCCUGGCGAGACGAUGCCCAGGAGUGACAGUGCAGACAGCCAAUCUCAAGCCAUCCAGGAGGAACCCCUCCCAUCCACCAGCAAUGAGGAAGAGGACCCACUUGCAGGUAUCAGUCUGCCAGAGGGCGUGGAUCCCUCUUUCCUGGCUGCCCUGCCCGAGGACAUCCGUCGCGAGGUGCUGCAGAAUCAGCUGGGCAUCCGGCCCCCCUCUCGCCCUUCCGUAUCUUCCUCCAUGUCCUCCUCAGCCGCCCCCGUGUUGGGCGGGGGGCCGGGGGUCACUGAAGUCAGCCCCGAGUUUCUGGCUGCGCUACCACCAGCCAUCCAGGAGGAGGUGCUGGCCCAGCAGCGUGCGGAGCAGCAGCGGAGAGAGCUGUCGCAGCAGCCCCCGCAGGGAGACCAGCCCCUAGACCCGGUCACCUUCAUCCAGACUCUGCCGUCUGAGCUGCGGCGCUCCGUGCUGGAAGACAUGGAGGACAGCGUGCUGGCGGUCAUGCCCCCGGACAUCGCGGCGGAGGCAGCUGCCCUGCGGCGCGAGCAGGAGGCUCGCCAGAGGCAGCUGAUGCAUGAGCGCCUGUUCGGCCACAGCUCGUCCUCGGCGCUGUCGGCCAUUCUGCGCUCGCCCGCCUUCACCAGCCGCCUGGGGGGCAACCGUGGUGUGCAGUACACCCGCCUGGCCGUGCAGCGGGGGGGGACCUUUCAGAUGGGUGGCAGCGCCAACCACAGCCGCCCCUCCAGCUCCAAUGUGGACUCCCUCUUGCGUCUGCGUGGGCGUCUCCUGCUGGACCACGAGGCGCUCUCCUGCCUCUUGGUGCUACUGUUCGUGGACGAGCCCAAGCUGAACACGAGCCGUCUGCACCGUGUGCUGCGCAACCUGUGCUACCACUCGCAGACACGCGGCUGGGUCAUCCGCAGCCUGCUGUCCAUCCUGCAGCGCAGCAGCGAGAGCGAGCUCUGCCUGGAGACGGCCCGGCUGGACGACGCCCGCGGCAAGCGCACCCAGGGCCAGGGCUCGGCUGCCGCCAGCAAGGGCCCCUCCUCGCAGGCCUCGAUGGCCUCGUCUUCGUCCUCCUCUUCCUCUCUGGAGCUGCUGAACAGGGUGGAGUCGCGCAGCUCCAGCCAGCUCUCCUGGCUCUCUGUCUCCAUGGAUGCCGCUCUCGGCUGCCGCACCAACAUCUUCCAGAUCCAGCGGGCGUCGGGCCGUAAGCACGCAGAGCGACAUUCGGCAGGAGGGGCCGUGAGCUCGGCUGGUCUUGGGGGAGGGGUUUCGGGAGCCGGGGGAGGAGUCGGUUGCUCAGGAGGCGGGUCGACGGUGCACAUCCACCCGCAAGCUGCCCCUGUCGUGUGUCGACACGUCCUGGAUACCCUCAUUCAGCUGGCUAAGGUGUUCCCCAGCCACUUCACGCAGCAGCGCUGUAAGGAUCCCCAGUCUUCCUCCACCUCAGAGCUGGACUCUCGCCUGUGUGGCAGCUCUACCCUUGCACCCGGAGGAGUCUGCAGGCCGGGUGGUGCUGGCCAGUCAAACUCCUCAGGCGCCCAAGGCACCCUGUCCUCUACUCACAACUCCUUGGGCUCUGGCUCAGGCACACCUCUGGGCAUCUCCACCGACUUCUGGGACCUGCUGGUCAAGCUGGACAACAUGAACGUGAGCCGCAAGGGAAAAGCCUCCAUGAAGACGGUGCCGCUGGGGGCUCUGGGUGAGGCCGAGGGCGCCCAGCUGAGCCUGGAGGCGUCUCCGCUGGGCCAACUGAUGAACAUGCUGUCCCACCCUGUGAUCCGGCGCAGCUCGCUGCUUACCGAGAAGCUCCUGCGCCUGCUGUCGCUCAUUUCCAUCGCCCUGCCCGACAACAAGGCCACGGAGGUGCCGGCCGGGCACCCAGUGCCACAGGCCCCGUCCACCACGCCGGCGGUGCCCGCCAGCCAGGGCGCUACCGGGGUGGCGGCCACAACGGGCAGCCAGGGUGCGACUGCAGGGAUGGCACCAGCACACGCUCAGCCAGCACCCACACCCACCCCCCCCACCACCACCACCACCACCACUGCUGCAGUCUCCAGCACGACUACAGCUACGUCUGCUGCUGGCAAACAGAAGACAGUGAGCAGUACAGAUAGUGAAACCAAGCUGGCCUCCACUGGCCUGACUGAGAAACAGCUACAGCUCUCAGUAGAGGUGCUGACCUCUCACUCGUGUUCAGAGGAGGGCUUGGAAGACGCGGCCAACAUUCUGCUACAGCUGUCCAGAGGGGACAGCCAAACCCGAGACACGGUGCUCAGACUGUUGCUCAGCGGGGCCCGCCAUCUCGGAUACACACUCUGCAAACAAAUCGGCACUUUACUGGCAGAGCUACGAGAGUACAACCUGGAGCAGCAGAGGAGAGCGCGGGCUGACACUCAGUCUCCAGAAGCUGCACACGAGGACCCCUCCCUCACCACACGCCUCAAGGGCAAGAUGACCAGCAGGUUCGAUGGGUCUGAGAGUGUGGUGAUUGUGGCGGCCCAGAAGCGCACGCUGGGUGGCAGAGAGCUCCAGCUGCCCUGCAUGAGUUCACUCACAUCCAAGACGUCCACGCAGAAGUUCUUCCUGCGUGUGCUGCAGGUUAUUAUCCAGCUCCGGGAGGACACGCGACGCGCCAACAAGAAGGCCAAGCAGACGGGAAGAUUGAGCUCUACCAGCUUGGGCUCUGCCAGCAGUAUUCAGGCUGCCGUCCGCCAGCUGGAGGCAGAAGCCGAUGCCAUUAUCCAGAUGGUGAGAGAGGGGCAGAGGGCCCGCCGGCUACAGCAGGCCCCCCUGCCCUCUUCAUCCUCCUCUUCUUCCUCCGCCGCCGCCACCGCUGCUGCCGCUGCCGCUGCCGCUGCUGCCGGAUCGUCCGCGGCAGCCGGCCACGCCCCCAGCACAGGCCACGCCCCCAACACCGCAGCAACCAACAACCCCCCCACCGGCCCGGCCAGCUCUGCCACGUCGGAGGCGCAUUCUGCGACAGAGGCCCCAGCAGCCCAGAGGGAUGACUCUCCCAUGGAUGUGGACCAGCCUUCUCCUUCAGAGCAGGACCAGGCUCCUAUCGGUGAGGAGGGCAGUGGACAGCAGGAGCAGGAUGAGAGACUGCCUGAGUUGCCUCUGCUUAGCGAGCAGCUCCUGUUGGAUGAGCUGUGGGACAUGCUGGGGGAGUGUCUCAAAGAGCUAGAGGAGUCACACGACCAGCAUGCCGUCCUGGUUCUGCAGCCGGCGGUGGAGGCCUUCUUCCUGGUGCAUGCGACCGAGCGCGAGAGCAAGCCCCCAGUGCGGGACACGCGCGAGAGCCAGCUGUCCCACAUCAAAGACGAGCCGCCGCCGCUGUCCCCGGCACCGCUCACACCUGCCACGCCCUCCUCUCUCGACCCCUUCUUCUCCCGGGAGCCCUCGUCCAUGCACAUCUCCUCUAACCUGCCUCCCGACACGCAGAAGUUCCUCCGCUUCGCUGAAACCCAUAGAACGGUGCUUAACCAGAUCCUGCGCCAGUCCACCACGCACUUGGCUGACGGCCCCUUUGCUGUCCUCGUGGACUACAUUCGCAUACUUGACUUUGACGUCAAGCGCAAGUAUUUCCGUCAGGAGUUGGAGCGUCUGGAUGAGGGACUCAGGAAGGAGGACAUGGCUGUCCACGUGAGGAGAGACCAUGUCUUUGAGGACUCCUACAGAGAGUUGCACCGCAAGAGCCCAGAGGACAUGAAGAACAGGCUGUACAUAGUGUUUGAAGGGGAGGAGGGCCAGGAUGCCGGUGGUCUGCUGAGGGAGUGGUACAUGAUCAUCUCCAGGGAGAUGUUCAACCCCAUGUACGCACUCUUCCGCACAUCACCUGGAGACCGCGUCACCUACACCAUCAACCCCUCCUCCCACUGCAACCCCAACCAUCUCAGCUACUUUAAGUUUGUGGGCCGCGUGGUGGCCAAGGCUGUCUAUGACAACCGACUGCUGGAGUGCUACUUCACACGGAGCUUCUACAAGCACAUCCUGGGAAAGAGUGUUAGGUACACAGACAUGGAGAGCGAGGACUAUCCCUUCUUCCAGGGCCUGGUCUACCUGCUGGAGAAUGAUGUGUCUACCCUGGGUUACGAGCUGACAUUCAGCACAGAGGUCCAGGAGUUUGGGGUGUGUGAGGUGAGGGACCUGAAGCCCAACGGGGCCAACAUCCUGGUGACUGAAGAGAACAAGAAGGAAUACGUGCACCUGGUGUGCCAGAUGAAGAUGACGGGUGCUAUCCGCAAGCAGCUGGCAGCUUUCCUGGAGGGCUUCUAUGAGAUCAUCCCCAAGAGGCUGAUCUCCAUCUUCACAGAGCAGGAGCUGGAGCUGCUCAUCUCAGGCUUGCCCACCAUCGACAUUGACGACCUGAAGGCCAACACGGAGUACCACAAGUACCAGUCCAGCUCCAUCCAAAUCCAGUGGUUCUGGCGUGCGCUGCGCUCCUUUGACCAGGCCGACCGUGCCAAGUUCCUUCAGUUUGUCACGGGCACGUCCAAGGUGCCCCUGCAGGGCUUUGCCGCGUUGGAGGGCAUGAACGGCAUUCAGAAGUUCCAGAUCCACCGCGACGACCGCUCCACUGACCGACUCCCCUCUGCACACACUUGCUUUAACCAGUUGGACCUCCCAGCCUACGAGAGCUAUGAGAAGCUGAGACACAUGCUGCUGUUGGCCAUUCAGGAAUGCUCAGAAGGCUUCGGGCUGGCCUAGAGACUUUCCUAAAACCCACACAGUACACACACACACACAAAAAAAAAAAAAAUAUAUAUAUAUAUAUAUAUAUAUAUAUAUAUAUAUAUAUAUAUAUAUAUAUAUAUAUUACACACACAUAUACACACACGCUGUCACACACCACACUGAUUUAAACUUACAUAUUGUUAACUUAUGACACACGCAUAUUCACACUAUCGUAGACAUGGCCAAGACCUGCUUCUUUCUAAUCCAUGUAAAGUUGGAUGACUGAGCGUGCGAGACAAACAUAAUGACAUUGCCUACUACACACGAAGCCUCUCACUGACACACAGAACUGCAUUUGGUAUAUUUGUGUGUCUCCCAUCCCAAUUAAAAUGCAGACCCGAGAGAGACGAUCUGGAGGUUUUACGCGGACUAAUAUAAGAGACAUUUUCUCCACUUAGUUUUUCUCUGUACAAAAGGUUUGGGAGUUUAUUAUGUUUAAUCUUUUUUUGUUCUUCUCUGGCUGUUAAAAUAAGAAGGUUGUUUGUGUGCGUGAACAGGAUGGUUAUAAAACCUUUGGGGGGGAUGCAUAUGUCGAUUGUCCUCUGUUGCUAAUGUUUGACCUCACUAGCUUUGAAAAUGGGCGAACUGGGAGGGGGGUGGGGUCGAGUGUGAGUUUAGAGUUUUGAAUGAACUUGCAACCGUGCAGAGACUUUUCAAAGGGUGACAUUUUUAGGCAACUUUUUGUGGUAUUUUUGGGAAGGAUCACAGAGCUUAGAGGAAGUGACGGACUGGCCAGAACCACCAGCCUUCUGACGUGGUUCAUGGGCUGCUGAACCAGCCCCUCAGCAGCUAAUCAGAGAAUAAAUUGCUACAUAAAUAAAUGCAUAAAAUGGA